CGAGGAGGAGGACUGGAUGGCUGGCGUCUAAACGUCUUUCUGGUCAGAAACUCAGGUUUUGCUGUUUUGUAUUUUUGCCCGCGGCUCCCCCGGCCUGCGAUCCCCGGCUCCGACCCUAAUCCUGACCCGACCCUGCCGCACGAUGCAGCCCCCGGGCCGGGCGGCCGCCGAGGAGGCCGCAGGCCGCGACUUGCUGGCUGCCGACCUGCGCUGCAGCCUCUUCGCCGCCGCGCUGCGCAGCUACAAGCGCGACUCUGCGCUGCGGCCCUUCCCUGCUUCCUACGCCCGCGGCGACUGCAAGGACUUCGAGGCCCUGCUCGAAGAUGCCAGCAGGUUGCCUGGCUUGCAAGAACUUCUGUCCUCUGGGGACAAAGACCAGCGGGCCUGGGACCUGGUGAGCUGGGUUUUGUCCUCCAAGGUCCUGACAAUCCACAGCGCAGGGAAGGCUGAGUUUGAAAAGAUCCAGCAGUUGACUGGUACCCCUCACACGCCUGUCCCUGUCCCAGACUUCCUGUUUGAGAUCGAGUAUUUCAACCCAGCCAACGCCAAAUUCUAUGAGACCAAAGGAGAACGAGACCUCAUCUACGCCUUCCAUGGUAGCCGCCUGGAAAACUUCCAUUCCAUCAUCCACAAUGGGCUGCACUGCCACCUCAACAAGACAUCCUUGUUUGGAGAGGGGACCUACCUCACAAGUGACCUGAGCCUGGCCCUCAUAUAUAGUCCCCAUGGCCAUGGGUGGCAGCACAGCCUUCUCGGGCCCAUCCUUAGCUGUGUGGCCGUGUGUGAGGUCAUUGACCAUCCGGACGUCAAGUGCCAAAUCAAGAAGAAGGAUUCCAAGGAGAUAGACCGCAGCAGAGCCAGAAUCAAGCACAGCGAAGGAGGGGACAUUCCUCCUAAGUACUUUGUGGUCACCAACAACCAGCUCCUGCGAGUGAAGUACCUGCUGGUGUAUUCCCAAAAGCAACCCAAGAGGGCUUCCAGCCAGCUGUCCUGGUUUUCCAGCCAUUGGUUUAUGGUCAUGAUGUCCCUGUACCUGCUGCUGCUGCUUUCAGUGAGUGUCAUCAACUCCUCUGCUUUCCAACACUUUUGGAAUCGCGUGAAGAGAUAAUCUCUCUGGGCUUGGUGUGGGGGCGCCUCAGCCCUGUGCCUUCUCGUAGCCUGUUCUCUACCUCCUGUGCCUUAUGUCCAGCCAGGUUGAGCCUAGGGGAUGGUUGGGGGACUGCAGGACAAUUUUCCGUGUGUCGUAAGUGUACCGAUUGCCUUUGAUAAUACUUCCAGCCACAAUGUGGUCAGUGAGGACCCCCGGCUCCCCUCGGUCCUGUGGAGUUGGUUUCUUCAGCCAGGGCCAAAGGAGAAGUCCUACUGCAUUUAAAAACAAAGUGUCCCAACCCUGAGCGGCACGGUGGUGUUUACAGUCACUCCUGGCAGAGGCUGGGCCUUUCUCUCAGCCUUCUGGAAGGCGGGAUGCGUGUAGCAGGGACCAUAAAUCACUGUAAAUCACUAGGUGGUUGCCUUGUUUUGACUCGAGACAUUCAACAGAGACAGCCACGUUUCUCCCCAGAAAUCAGCAGGAUUGUUUUGGGAUUCCAUCAGCUUUUGUACGUGAGUACAUAACAUUUUCAUAGUUUUCACAAAUCAACAAACAGCUGCCUGCUGCAGCUGGAUCUCCUUCUUCCAGACCGAGGACAAGAAUGGAAUUAACCAGAGGCCUGAUUAAAAAAAAAAAAAAAAAAAAAAAUUUCAGACUUAACAAGGAGCAACUUGAGUCAUCUUUUUCUAAAAAUUACCAGCUGCUGAUUACAGCUGAAAUGGAACCAAAUGUUUGUUUUCUGAUUUUUUUUUUUUUAAUAGCCAUUUGACAAAUUAGUCCUUGUGAGCAGAGUAAGGGGGAACUUUCUAAACCUAGAGCACCAUCUGGCCAGGAUUCACAGCCUCGCUGCUGGCCGUGUUUUAGAGAGAUGUUGCUGAGCCAUGGGCUUGCUCCUGUUCUCCUCACGAAGCUGCCUUGACCGUGGCCUCAGCCACUAGCGCCAUGCCGCUGGCCUUCCGGACACAAAGUGCUGCAGAGCCGUGGACGGCACUGCCUCCAGGGGCAUCGUGGUCCGGUGACACGGCCUGACUUGGUGGUCUCCGACCUCUUCCACCUGCUGCGUUUCAGCCCUGAUGGAGUCCUGCCUUCCUGGGGGUGGCAUUUUUAGAAGGGAGAAAAUCAUUUUUCUAUAAUUUGUAGAGUUGUGAAAAAGCAACUGUCACGGUUUUUACAUUGGAUGUUGGAACAUUUCAAAAAUAAUAAAGGUA
Molecule: messenger RNA, 2298 nt
Organism: Octodon degus (degu)
Lineage: Eukaryota; Metazoa; Chordata; Mammalia; Rodentia; Octodontidae
Gene: Parp16
Product: poly(ADP-ribose) polymerase family member 16
Exons: 7
Coding region: 143-1108 (321 amino acids)
Biological process (GO): endoplasmic reticulum unfolded protein response
Cellular component (GO): membrane; endoplasmic reticulum tubular network; nuclear envelope
Molecular function (GO): NAD+ poly-ADP-ribosyltransferase activity; protein serine/threonine kinase activator activity; kinase binding
Source: RefSeq, a predicted model, not a curated record